This is a messenger RNA of Aspergillus tubingensis, 594 nucleotides long. RefSeq lists its product as uncharacterized. Bases 1 to 594 code for a protein of 197 amino acids. The transcript has a single exon. The record is from RefSeq and is a predicted model, not a curated record. Lineage: Eukaryota; Fungi; Ascomycota; Eurotiomycetes; Eurotiales; Aspergillaceae.
AUGCCGCCAACCAUUUCCCCGCUGGCCUGUUGCAUUCCCCGCACGCCCAUCCUAUGGUUUUCCGGCAACUUCCAUUCGUACAGAUUGUCCCGGACCUUCUCAUCAUCGUCAUCAUCAUCACUAUCCAGAUCUCCACUCUCCGUGUCUCUACACGCACCCUCUGCGCGACCUACGUCUACGAGCAUCAACAACACACACCUUCCCACAAUCGAGAAGAUCUCCUAUCUUCGAACCUACCAGAAACGAACCAUGUCUUCUGCUCCCAUUCCCGACCGGUACAAACUCGUCUUCUUCGUCCCGCAUUCCGACCUCGAAGCCUGUAAAGAAGCCGUCUUCGCGACCGGAGCGGGAACUUUUCCCGGGGGCAAGUACAGAAAAUGCUGUUUUCAGAUGCCCGGUCAAGGCCAAUUUCUGCCGUCCGAGGGUGCGAAUCCUGCCAUUGGCGAAGUUGGGACGGUCGAGAUGGUCGAGGAGAUGAAGGUGGAGGUGAUGUGUCUAGGACGGUCGGUUAUGCUGCAGGCAGUCGAGGCAUUGAUUAAGGCUCAUCCGUAUGAGGAGGUCGCGUAUGAAGUGUAUAAGAUGGAAAAUGUGUAA